Sinocyclocheilus rhinocerous is the source of this 4632-nucleotide messenger RNA. Its product is annotated as neural cell adhesion molecule 1-like. Gene Ontology annotation, molecular function: protein binding. NCBI's taxonomy places the organism in Eukaryota, Metazoa, Chordata, Actinopteri, Cypriniformes, Cyprinidae. The record is from RefSeq and is a predicted model, not a curated record. Gene Ontology annotation, cellular component: membrane; neuron projection. Gene Ontology annotation, biological process: cell adhesion. Bases 168 to 3284 code for a protein of 1038 amino acids. The transcript has 24 exons.
GUCACUCAUUCGCUGUGCUGCUCGGAGCGCAUUCAGUGUCAACGGCUAAGGACCAAUUCAUGAUAUUACAGCAACCUGAAACAGGGGCAAAGCAUCGUAGUCGUUUAGAUAAUAACUGAACCAACUCUACCUAUUCUACACGGAGCAUACCUUUGGAAGAGAUUGCAAUGCUUCAGAUAAGGGAUCUCAUUUGGACAUUGCUUUUCUUUGGUUAUGCAGCUGCCUUGCAAGUGGAAAUCACUCCAGUCCAGGGAGAGAUCAGCGUGGGAGAAUCCAAAUUCUUUUUGUGUGAAGUUGUUGGAGAUGCUAAGGAAAUAGACUGGUUUGCACCCAAUGGGGAGAAGCUCCUGCCAGGCAGACCAGACAUCAGUGUCAGCAAGAAUGACGAGUCCUCGUCGACGCUCACAAUCUACAAUGCCAACGUCGACCAUGCGGGCAUGUACAAGUGCAUGGCGAAAAGUGGGGACAAGGAAUCUCAGGGCACUGUCAUCGUAAACAUUUUCCAGAAACUCACUUUCCAAAACGCUCCAUCACCUCAAGAGUUCAAGGAAGGCGAUGACGCCGACAUCAUCUGUGAUGUCAUCAGCUCGCCGCCCCCAACUAUCAUCUGGAAGUAUAAAAAGACCAGAAUCCAGCCAGAGACUGAUGUCCGUUUCAAGGUCUUAAGCAACAACCACCUCCAGAUCCGCGGCAUCAAAAAGACAGAUGAGGGUGACUACACCUGCGAGGGCCGUAUCAUGGCCCGGGGAGAAAUCGACCUCAGGGUCAUCAAGGUCAUUGUCAAUGUUCUGCCAAGUAUCAGGACGCGCUACACUGAGCUUAAUGGCACUGCAGACAUCAACCAGGCCAUGACGUUGGCCUGUUACGCAGAUGGCUACCCAGAACCCACCGUCACGUGGGCACGAGGUAAUAUCGUGCUGGAAUCAGAUGGAAAGUACAGUUUGAAUGAAGAUGGGUCGGAGUUGACCAUCAAAGACAUCACUAAGCUUGAUGAAGGAGAUUACCAGUGCAUCGCUAGAAACAAGGCUGGAGAGAGGAGCGAGGAAGUCUCACUCAAUGUGUUUGUGCAACCCAAGAUCACGUUCCUAGAAAACCAGACGGCCUCUGAAUUGGAGGAGCAGAUCACACUAACUUGCGAGGCCACGGGUGAUCCCACCCCCAACAUCAUCUGGAGCUUUGGUCGCCGGGUCUUCACAGAUAAUGAGCAGGCUUCAUGGACUCGACCUGAGAAACACAAGAGUCUGGAUGGUAACGUGAUCGUGCGCAGUGAUGCCCGUGUGUCCUCUCUGACUCUGAAAUACGUGCAGUUCACCGAUGCCGGCCAGUACCUCUGCACUGCCCGCAACUCCAUUGGUCAGGACAUCCAGAGCAUGUACCUGGAAGUGCGCUAUUCUCCAAAGAUCCAAGGCCCUGCGGCGGUGUUCACCUGGGAUGGUAAUCCGGCUAACAUCACCUGCGAGGCCCUCGCUCACCCGGCCGCCUCCGUUUUGUGGUUCCGUGAUGGCUUGCUGCUGCCUAGCGCUAAUACCACCAACGUCAAGAUCUACAACACUCCUUCUACCAGCUUCCUGGAGGUCACUCCGGAGUCCCAGAAUGACUUUGGCAGUUACAACUGUACAGCUACCAAUGUCAUCGGCACAGAGUCAAAGGAAUUCAUUUUGGUUCAAGCAGAUGUGCCUUCGGCCCCCUCUAUCGAGCGUGUGGAGCCGUAUUCCAGCACAGCAAUGGUGGAGUUUGAUGAGCCUGCCUCCAGUGGAGGAGUGCCUAUCCUCAAGUACAAGGCUGAAUGGAGGAUAGCAGGCCAAGACUGGACUGACAGAGAGCAUGAAGUUGAGGAUGGUCUCAACUUGAUCACCAUUGUUGGGCUGAAGCCAGAGACCACGUAUGAGGUCAAGAUAUCAGCCAUCAACGGCAAGGGUGAAGGAGAGAGCAGCCCCCCGGAGAGCUUUAAAACCCAACCUGUCCGCUCCCCUUUCAAAACGUCUUCAGAGACUCCAACUUCCAUUCCUCCAACCACUGCCGAACUUAAAGGGGAACCUAAUCCUCCUAAACUGGACGCUAAGCCACUGUCCACAGGCAACGAGAUGAAGGUCCACUGGAUCAAGCAGGACGAUGGGGGCUCUCCCAUCAAACACUAUCUAGUGCGCUACAAAGCUCCCAACAUCUGCAUUGCAUCAGCUGGAGCAGCUGCUGUUAGAAACGAUGGUCCAAAAACAGCUGCUCAGACAGCGAUUCACGCUUCUCUAGAGUCUUAUAAUCAGACCAGCUUGCAGGAGACAGAUGGUCAGCACGUCGAGAGUUUGGCAGGAAUUAAAAUAGGGAGCCAGUGGAUUUUCGUGCAUGGUACGGUUCCCAAAGAAACCAGCUCAGGGUUGGGCACCGGUGUUAUCGUGGGCAUCCUCAUUGUGGUCUUCAUCCUGCUCCUCUUCGGCGUGGACGUCACAUGUUACUUCCUCAACAAGUGCGGCCUCCUCAUGUGCAUCGCCGUCAACUUUUGCGGCAAGUCUGGGCCCGCUGCCAAAGGGAAGGAUAUCGAGGAGGGAAAAGCCGCUUUCACUAAGGAUGAAUCUAAAGAGCCCAUUGUGGAGGUAAGGACUGAGGAGGAACACACACCAAACCAUGAAGGAGGAGGACCCACCGAACCCAAUGAGACCACCCCUUUGACGGACCCUGAGCACGCUGCUGACAACACAGCAACAGUAGUGGACUUGCUUCCCUCUGUAACCACUAACUCAGACCCCGGCACUGACAGUCCUGCUAGCGAUAGCACCACCCUUACCUCAAGCACUGCCCCUGCGGCCAACCCUAAAGCAGCCCCUAAAGCUACCCCCCAAUCCAGCACCCCCAAACCUAGCGUCACCUCGCCCACCUCCCCACAAGCUGCUCCUGCAGCCGUGGCCCCUCUGGUGGACCUGAGCGAUACACCCUCCAACCAGACCUCAAAGUCCUUAGAUGCCCCCCAGCCAUCUGAUUCAACCCCUGCAGAUCUGGCUAAAGCCGAUGGCCAGAGCCCGGCUAAGCCGGCCAAUCCCCCCCAAAGUAAGGACUCUCAGGUACAGGGAGGAGCCCACCAGACCACAGAUAGUAACCUUGCCAAGGAUGCGCUGGGCAAGCCCUCCAGCGACUCCUCCAGCGCACUGUCCGCACCCAACCAGGACGAUGGUAAAAUUGUUGUAGAUGACAAAAGUAAAGCACCAGACAUGGAGGUAAAGAAAAACCCGGUGGAGGUGAAGACAGUCCCUAAUGAAGCCCCCCAGAUGAACAGCAACGAGAGCAAAGCAUGAUCCGGAAUGGGCAGCGCACAACAGUCGCAGACAGACAGCACCACACCACCACCACAUCUCAAAUACAAGGGUUUCUUUCUUCAGUGUCUUUAAGUUCGCAGAACAAAACACGUCUGCAUAUGCCUUUUAUUUUGUACUUUUCGAUUGUUUUUACCAUUGAAACGUUUCUUUUUUUUUUCAUCAGUGCAAGAAGGAAAGAUUCUUUACCUCUAGCGCAGUCUCCUUGACCUCUGUAAGUAAGAUCAGUGUCUUUCAAAUAGGCUUUUGAGGAAGUUCAUUAUGAGAAAAACAGUAGGCUAAUCACCUUUUCGCCUUUCAUUCAUUCAGCCCACAGUGCUGUUUCAAUUAUGUCCCGUUUUAUUACAUGCAGUAUUGCCAUUGUUAUUGUCUGUCACAUUCAUUUUUUGGGGAACAUUUUUGAUGUUUUACUUGUGUUUAAAUAAUGUACAAAAGCAACCGCCUUUUAUUUUAUUUUUUCACAUUAUUUUUUUGAGAGUUAGCGAUAGAUUUUUAGCAUGCUUGCUUUGCAGAAUUAUUUUUCUAUAUGGCCUUUUUUUGUUUUAUCCCAGCCCUGAGUGUUUACAGCAUUUUGCUCCGAUAUCCCUCAUUUGCUUCUCUAGCAAACCCGACACAAACAAUUACGCAGGGUAGAGGUCUGAACUAGCUGUUAGGGUUAUACUGUGCAAAUCACCACUACUACUUUUUCCUUUUUUAUAUUACAACGCAUCCCAUUUCUCCUAAACCUUAGAGUUUCUUCUUUACUUUAGGUGAUACUUGCUUAAAAACAUCCAGUAAGUUCUUUUAAAAAAAAAACAUAAGAAACAACCAGGAGCUCUCCUUGAGAAAAUACAGUACAAGCGUCGCUGCUGCGUUACGUGCAGAUACAGCUGUUGCACUUGUGGCCUAACGAAAACAUCAGGCGCAUCUCGCAGGAUGUCCCAUAUGACGUCUGCCUGUUGCUCCAUUGGCUUUUGCCCAUUUAAUUGAUAAAUGUUGCAUUAAAAUGAAGCCGUGACCCUUUGAUACUAACAAAAAUUCAAAUGCUUGUCAGGUUUUUUUUUGUCUUAAAUGGCCAAAUUAUUGUUUUACUUUUUAUUUAAGCCAUAGUACUCCGGUGUGGAUCGUAGCAUAAAGAAUAUUGAGCCUGACUUUUUUUGUACAGUGUUUCUCAUUCUUUAGGCUGCAAGCUUGUGCACUGUGAAUGCGUGAAAAUCCUAGUGUGAAUACGGUGUGUUCUUUGUACUAGAAUAAAACAAACAAACAAAAAAGUUUCCAUAGGUUGUGAAAGCCGUAGCUGUUAGUUUAAAUGAUGUUCAUCAUGAUAAGAAUAAAAAAAGAUGUAAAAAAA